CCGGUCUCUUCCCGACUCUGUGGUCUCCGGGGAAGGCGCUUGCAAGGGGGUCUCCUCGGGAGUUUCCGGCAUCAGGACCUGCAAGGAGAAGUGCUCUCUGAGAUUGCCAGUUCCCCUUUCUGAAUUGGGAGUGUGUCUCUUCAUCUGCUGGUGUUCUUUCAGGAGUUGACUUCGUAUUUCCUCAGUGGAAAAUGGGAUCUUCUGCAUCCAGGCUAGAGGGUUCCACACGCUGAUGUCCUACUUGAGAUUUCUGGGAACAAGAAGGUCUCUCCAGGUAACUGGAACCAGAAUUCUAUGUGGCCAGUUCUUCUGUCACCAGAAAAUAACCAUAUGGGAAGAAGGAAAAAGAAGGAAGGAGAUACUGAAAAGGUGAAAAAAGGCAGAAGGGAAGAGAUAAAACAAGAGGGAAACGAAAAUUUCUAGCUUCUCCUGAGUCUGAGGCUUAACAUCUCCUGACUGUAAGAAACAGCCAUGAAGAAAGAGGAAGGAGAAAGUGUCCCAUAUGCAGAAAAACAUUCAAGUGUACCUGAAAUAUCAAUAGACAUGGGAGAGUUCACCAAGGACAUAAAAACAAUUCAAUGCAUAGAACAUGGAAAGAGCAUAACUAAAAACAAUGAAUGUAUUUUAUAUGAAAAAACCAUGAGGGGAGAGAAAGAAUAUAAAUACAUGCAGUGUGGAAUGAGCUCCAGCCACAGGAAUCACUUAAGUUCACAUCAAAGAACUGAUAGAGGAGAGAAGCCAUAUAAAUGCAUGGAAUGUGGAAAGAGCUUCAGUCAGAGUGUUCACCUAAGAGCACAUCAACGAACCCACACAGGGGAGAAACCAUAUGAAUGCAUGGAAUGUGGAAAGAGCUUCCGUUGCAGCAGUAGCCUUAAUUCACAUCAAAAAACUCACACAGGGGAGAGACCACAUAAAUGCAUGGAAUGGGGAAAGAGAUUUAUUCGCAAUAGUGCUCUCAGUUCACAUAAAAAAACCCACACAGGGGAGAAACCAUAUAAAUGCAUGGAAUGUGGGAAGAGCUUCAGUCACAGUGCUAACUUUAAUUCACAUCAAAAAACUCACACAGGGGAGAGACCACAUAAAUGCAUGGAAUGUGGAAAGAGCUUCAGUCAGAGUUCUAAUCUUAAGUCACAUCAAAAAAUUCACACAGGGGAGAAACCAUAUAAAUGCAUGGAAUGUGGAAAGAGCUUCCGUUGCAGCAGUAGCCUUAAUUCACAUCAAAAAACUCACACAGGGGAGAAACCACAUAAAUGCAUGGAAUGUGGAAAGAGCUUCAGUAAGAGUGGUCACCUAAGUUCACAUCAAAGAACACACACAGGGGAGAAACCGUAUAAAUGCAUGGAAUGUGGAAAGAGCUUCAGUCACAGCAGUGCCCUCCGUUCACAUCAAAGAACGCACACAGGGGAAAAACCAUAUGAAUGCAUGGAAUGUGGAAAGAGCUUCAGUCACAGCAGUGCCCUCCGUUCACAUCAAAGAACGCACACAGGGGAAAAACCAUAUGAAUGCAUGGAAUGUGGAAAGAGCUUCAAUCAGAGUGGUCACCUAAAGUCACAUCAAAAAAUCCACACAGGGGAGAAACCAUAUAAAUGCCUUGAAUGUGGAAAGAGCUUUAUUCGCAAUAGUGCCCUCAGUUCACAUAAAAAAACUCACACAGGGGAGAAACCAUAUAAAUGCAUGGAAUGUGGAAAAAGUUUCAGUCACAGUGCUAACCUUAAUUCACAUCAGAAAACUCACACAGGGGAGAAACUACAUAAAUGCAUGGUAUGUGGAAAGAGCUUCAGUCAGAGUGGUCACCUUCAUUUAUAUGAAAUACCUCUCUGGAGAGAAACCAUAUGUCCUUCAUUAACAGAAAUCACAUUUUCACAUGAGAGAAGAGACCAGGGGCUAAGAAUCAUAAGCUGCUUCGAAUGUGCAUCAAUACUUUGGGGGGAUAUCUAGCUGGCAUUUGUUCCUGGACCUACCAUUCACUACCUAGCUAGAAGGUCCCCAAGAGGAAUCUGAAGACAUCUUUCAAGAAAGGAGGACAGUGAGCAGCAGUGGCAGAGUUAUGAGACUCAUCAUUAUGGAGAUGCUCUAACCCAGUUGUCUAGCCAUCACUUCUCGUCCAUUUGUCAAAGUCACACAGAUCUUGUGGCUUGCCCAUCUUUCCUGCUUCCAACACAUGAAAUUCAGGGACAGUGUCCACUUGCUGCUUAAUCCCAUCCCUUGACAGGUGUUAUUAUAACAACACAAUCAAUUCUUCAAAUAAUACUAUAUAAUCAAACUUCAUCCGUCAAUGGAUUUUAUGAUGUGGCAGCUCAGUGUACAUGUGAGGUGCACAUUUAUUUUGAAGUUUUAUAUGGUUUUAAUUAAUGGAUUUUUCAUUAUCCUUCUAGCCUUUUAAUUUGCAGUUUUUGUGGUUUUUAAUAUAACUCCUUUUAACAUUUUGAGCCACCUUGUUCUCUUGAGUGCAGUAGAAAGUAUUCUACCAAGAGACGGAGCAAAUGGAGUCACAGAGAGGUAAAUGUGAGAAGAGACAUCUGAAGUACUGAUGUGCGUCUAUUAAGUUUCCACGUGUGUUGUUGUUUCAUGCUGUUAUGUCAUUUCAGCCUUAUUUCAACCUUAACAGGCCUUUGGAGUAAGAGAUCCAAUGGGUUUCCUAGGGUGAGUGGGGAUUUGACUCCAGCAUGGUGGAAAAAAGGGAGGGAUUGCUGAAAUGUUUACUUGGAACAAUGGAGAGGGGGAGUCAGAAAUGCAAUGAUUAAGGAAUUGGUGGGGAGGAAAAAUGACUUUAAGAUGCAUUAAAACUGAAAAUACGAUUGAAAAAGUUCCCACUUUCUG
Pogona vitticeps (central bearded dragon) is the source of this 2820-nucleotide messenger RNA. Lineage: Eukaryota; Metazoa; Chordata; Lepidosauria; Squamata; Agamidae. The record is from RefSeq and is a predicted model, not a curated record.